This is a messenger RNA of Girardinichthys multiradiatus, 8862 nucleotides long. It is a transcript of the gene tulp4a, whose product is annotated as TUB like protein 4a. The coding region runs from base 1076 to 6370 and encodes 1764 amino acids. Gene Ontology annotation, molecular function: protein binding. The record is from RefSeq and is a predicted model, not a curated record. The transcript has 15 exons. NCBI's taxonomy places the organism in Eukaryota, Metazoa, Chordata, Actinopteri, Cyprinodontiformes, Goodeidae.
CCAUAUCAGUCACGCUGUUUCUGGGAUACUCAGCAGAUCAGUGACAACAAAUGAAGCCCGUCUUGUCUGACAAUAAAGAGCCUUUAUUUUUAUCCACACGUGGAGAAAGAUCAAAGUUAAACCGCUACAGUUGUUGGUAUAAAUCAUUCAUUCGGUCUGAGUCACGUGUGCGUCACGUGUCCCAGCUGUCGGGGCCCUGCUAGUGUACAGUAGCUCUCAGGCUGCAGGCGGAGGAAGCGGCAGCAGCAGCAACAACACACCGAGCCGAGGUGAGGCUUCAGGGAGCAGAGGGGCUGAGCUUCUCUGUUAUUGCAGCGCUGCUGCUGGAAGAAGUGCGACAAUUUGGGCAAAUGCGAACGGCAGCCCUCUCUAGAAUCCCUGAGGCAGCUUGAGCAAGCAGACAGGCUGACGUGAUGAGGUUCCCAGGAGAAGCUGCUCCCCUGCGGGCUGACAACUGAUAGAGAGGAGUCCCUUCUCCUCCUCUCACACACGCAGUCAGGAAUAAAUGAGGAGGACCAUGAUCAUCUAAAGCUGACUGAUUUGAAGAAAAAUGUCACUCGCACCAACUGGAACCACUGCCUGGAUAAAAGUGCAUGUUGCUUGUUUCUGGGUGUAGAAGAUGCGCCUUGUUUUUGAUGUCUCUUUUUGCUCCACUCCUGACAUGAGCGUGGCAUUUGCUAUAUUGAAUGUCUAAGUAUUCACAUCACUGUCUUUUGUUGCCUUGUCCCUGAACCUGCUUCAGUCAGGCAGCUUGCUGUUAAAAUACAUCACAAUGACUUGAGUGCCUUUUGUUUUUGCAACCCGGCUAAAUGACACAAUUAAUUCAGCAAUGCUAACGUCCACAGUUUUGUAAUCCUGUUUUUGCUUUUGGAGAAUUUUGAUUGAUCACCUUUAAUCACUGUUGCAGAACGCCAAAAGAAAGCAUAGGUACUAUGCACUGUUGUUGCUGCCACAGAUCCUAUACAAAACCAUUAACCUCACAGGAAGAAAGACACUCAUAACAGUACUCAAACCCAGACGAAGAUCCCCUCCCUGGGUAGUCGUUUUUAUUUAAGGGGUGAAGAAAGCUGCAGGGAUGUUUGCUGCCGUGGAGCAUGGCCCGGUGCUCUGUAGCGACUCCAACAUCCUGUGUCUUUCCUGGAAGGGCCGAGUGCCCAAGAGCGAGAAGGAGAAACCGGUGUGCAGAAAGCGGUACUAUGAGGAGGGCUGGCUUGCUACUGGGAACAGCAGGGGGGUUGUUGGGGUCACUUUCACAUCCAGCCACUGCAGACGGGACCGGGCCACCCCGCAGAGGGUAAACUUCAACCUCAGAGGACACAACAGUGAGGUGGUAUUGGUGCGGUGGAACGAGCCUUUCCAGAAACUGGCCACAUGCGACACAGACGGAGGAAUUUUCGUUUGGAUUCAGUAUGAGGGCCGCUGGUCUGUGGAGCUCGUCAAUGACCGUGGAGCUCAGGUGAGCGACUUCACCUGGUCGCAUGAUGGCACGCAGGCUCUCAUCUCGUACCGUGACGGCUUUGUCCUGGUGGGCUCUGUCAGCGGACAGAGACAUUGGUCGUCUGAGAUCAACCUGGAAAGCCAGAUAACCUGUGGAAUCUGGACUCCUGAUGACCAACAGGUGUUGUUCGGUACAGCAGAUGGACAGGUCAUAGUCAUGGACUGCCAUGGGCGUAUGUUGGCCCAUAUACUGCUGCAUGAGUCGGAUGGCAUUGUCAGCAUGUCGUGGAACUACCCCAGCUUCCUGGUGGAGGACAGCAGUGAGAGUGACACAGACUCAGAUGAUUACACUCCACCCAAAGUGCACAGCCAGAAACCUCUUCUGACAGUUAGCUUCACCUCUGGAGACAUCAGCCUGAUGAAUAGUUACGAUGACCUCUCACCCACACUGAUCCGAACUGGUCUGAAAGAUGUUGUGGUCCAAUGGUGCUCUCAGGGGGACCUUCUGGCGGUGGCAGGGAUGGAUAGAGCAGUCCUCCUCUCCCCUGACACUGCCUCUUCUCCACCCACCAGGAACGCCAUUGUCAAGUUCUACAAUGUUCGAGGAGAUCACAUCUACACACUAGACACACCAGCACAGCGCCCCAUCACUACGCUCUGUUGGGGUCACAGGGACUCGCGUCUGUUUUUGGCAUCGGGCCCGGCGCUCUACGUCGUUCGAGUGGAUCACCGGGUUGCGACGCUGCAGCUUUUCUGCCAGCAGGUCAUUGCCACAGCAGUAAAGGAGGAAAAAGAUGUCGCUAAGCUCACCAUGCCUUCCCGGCUCUGUACUUACGUCACUGCUGCUUUCGCCCCCACCAUCAAGCCGCCCAUCCCGGAUCCCAACAACUUGCGGGACUUUGUGAGCUACCCAACAUCCGGGAACGAGCGACUGCACUGCACCAUGAAGCGUACAGAGGAUAACCCGGAGGUGGGAGGACCUUGCUAUACACUGUACCUGGAGUACUUGGGUGGUCUGGUGCCCAUACUGAAAGGUCGACGGAUAAGCAAGCUGCGCCCUGAGUUUGUCAUUAUGGACCCCAAAACAGAUGGUAAAACAGAUGAGAUAUACAGCAACAGUCUGAUAUCAGCCAUGAUAGACAGCUGUAACUGCUCAGACUCCAGUGAUAUUGAGCUCAACGAUGACUGGGUCGGCAAGAAAUCUCCAAAGAUAUCCAGAGGAAGCAAAUCUCCUAAACUUCCCAGAGACUUAGUUUGUCCCUUUACCAACAGGAUAAAUAUAGACCCCAGAAAAUCUCCCAAGCUGUGCCGUGCAACACAAGAGAUCUCUAGGUCACCACGUUUACCUAUAAGAAAACCCUCGAUUGGUUCACCGAGUCUGUCGCGGAGGGAAUUUCCUCUGGAUGACAUCAAUCAGCAGAAUUACCUCGCUCAGGUCACAUCCAAUAUUUGGGGAACAAAGUUUAAGAUAGUGGGAUUGGCAGCAUUUUUACCGACCAAUCUUGGUGCAGUUAUCUAUAAGACCAGCCUCCUCCAUCUGCAGCCCAGACAGAUGACCAUCUACCUGCCAGAGGUGCGCAAGAUCUCCAUGGACUACAUCAACCUGCCUGUUUUCAGCCCAAAUGUUUUCAGUGAGGAUGAAGAUGACCUUCCUGUCACAGGCCCUGCUGGAGGCACUGAUGACAACCCCCCCUGUACUGUAAACAUCCCCAUUGCCCCCAUUCAUAGCCCCGCCCAGGCCAUGUCCCCUGCCCAAAGCAUUGGUCUGGUUCAAUCGCUAUUAGCUAAUCAGAACGUUCAGCUGGAUGUGCUUAGUAAUCCAACAGCAGCCCCAGUUGGAGCGUCUGCCAGUGGUUCAGACCAAAGCCAGGAUGCCAUCUUGACAGCCCAGUACACGGUACCCACCAGGUAUUCCAGUCCGGGUCAGGUCAUUUUUGGGGGGCUUGAAGUGGGUCGGCUAAUGGUUGGACCUCCACCACCUCAUCAUCCAUCUCAACAACAACAACAAAGUCAGCAGCAGCAGCAACAGCUUCUACAACAUCACCAACAAAUUCAGCACCACCAACAGCAACAGCUGCAGCAGCAACAGAUACUCCAGCAACAUCACCUACAGCAGCAACAGCACAUUCAACAGCAGCUCCAGCAGCAGCUUCAGCAGCACAUACAGAUGCAGCAGCAGCAACAACUGCAACAACAGCACCAACAACAAAUACAGCUGCAGCAACAGCAGCAGAUGCAUCAUCAUCUGCAGUCUCAACAACAGCACCAACACCAUCUUCAACAGCAGCUUCAGAUUCAAAUCCCUGCCCCUUCCAUGUCAUCAGGGCAACUUUCAGGAACGGCCCUGCACCAGCUGCAGCCGGGGGCCCUGCAGAUACAAAUCCCCCACCAACCUGCGGAUUUAGUAGCUGACAGAACAGUGGGCGGGGAGCACGAGCACCUGCUAAAAAUCAAAACCACCCGGUCAACUCCACAGCUGGCUGAUGGUGAUACUGUUGUGUUCAGUGCUCCUUUGGAGCUCAGCAAAAUGAACCCGCCACCCCCUUACCCCGGAACUGUGGCUGCAGCUGUUGCUGCUGCUGCUGCUGCUGCUUCACCAUCAGCUUCCAAUGCAACUUCCAGCUGCUCGUCUGGAAUAGAAGGGGGUACUGGUGGAACUCCUGCCCCUAGUGAGCUCUGUGUGAAGAAGGGAGACUUCAAACUUUAUCCUCCAGGUCAGCAGCAAGCACAGUACCCCACACCUCUGGGCUAUGAGAGGAUAACAACAUUUGACAGCAGUGGAAAUGUGGAAGAAGUAUGUCGUCCUCGAACACGCCUCGUGUGCAACCAGAAUGUCUACACACUCCAGGGACCUGGCAACUCUGCCACGCUCAGGGUCACUUCCUCUUCAUCCUCAUCUGCAGCUGAAAAGAAAAUCCAGCUGCCCUACACCUCUGCUACACUUAACAGACUCACUGCACCUCGCUAUUCCAUACCAAGCGGAGACCCCCCUCCUUACCCCGAUACGGCCAAUCAGAAUAGUGCUGUGGGGAGGAACCCGAAUCAGAGGCUUGACAGCUCUCUGAUCCACGCAACCCUCAGGAGGAACAGCCGAGAGGCUGCACUUAAAGUCUCUCAGAUGCUGGAACCACCAAGACCACUGCCUCCUAAGGCUAAAAAUAAUGCACUAGCAGCCUCCUUCCAGCAGAGGGUACCAACAGCCUUAUACACAUGCAGUCAGUGCAGCAAUGGAUCAAAUGUUGGCGGUACUGCACCAGGGAGUGCUAAUGGGAUAGCAGGGGGAACAAUUAUCAGACAAGAUUUCCCUCCAGGGAACGGAGCUCCACACAGCACAGUUAUAGUUCACUCCAACAGCGCGGCUGCUCUUGCCUCCCAGUCUUCAUAUAAUCUGUUGAGUUCACUUGAGGGAUCUGGGAGUGCAGGUGGGGGAGGAGGUAAUAGAGACAGGACUGAGUAUGUUAACUCAGCAUUUACUGAAGAUGAAACACUGAACCAGUCACUGAGGCAUCUGGCAUUACGAGGAAAUGAUGCAUCAGGGCUUGUUGUGAAACGCCCACCUCCCUAUCAAUGGGAUCCAGCUGGCACAGAGGAAGUGUGGAUUCCUCAAGAAAGGACAGCAAAUGCCCCCCCUGGACCACACAAACCUCCCCCCCUCGUUCUUAGCCCGGCUCAGCACUUGGAUGUUACCAGACUGCCUUUUGUUCUUUCUCCAAAGUCUCCCACCAGCCCCAGUGCUGCAUCAUUCCAGGCUUCUGCAGCAGCUACAGGCUACCAAAUCUCUCUCCAGUACCCCCCAGUGACAGCUUAUACUGGAGCUCAGCUCCAACCCAUCCCAGGGUCACCACGCCCCUGCGCCUCCCCAAAGGAGGUGGUGGCGCCUGUGGCCCUUUCACAGCAGGAUGCAACCCUUGUCUUAUCGCCAGGCUAUUCUCCAAACAUAGCCAACCUAGCCUGCUGUCCCCUUCCACCCAUGUAUCCCGGAGGAAGUUCUUGUGCUGGAAUCCCCAUCCCGCCCAUUGCCCUUCACACACCUUGGGGCACUUAUAAUUCUUGUCCGCCUAUGCCCAGCCCUGCAGUGCCACUACCACCCAAAGCCUCCCACAUAUCAGCAGACCAAAAUGUUCUCUCACUUCCUCCUCCACCGCCACCACCCCCUCCACCACCACCAGCAGAAUUGCAGAGCCAUGGGUCAUUACAGGAGACAAUGACAGAGGCAGGGGAAGGAUAUCAGGAGGUGCUUUCUUUGACUGAGAGCCCUGUUCCACAGCGGUCUGAGAUGUUCAGCAAGAAGAACCGCAAGCGGAUGGACGGUCGGGCUGAAGAGGCUAAUGUGUCUCAGUUAGCUGAAGGCAGCAAAUCGAAGAAGGAGGGCAGGGCUCUGGGUGAUUUUAACUCGCUUAUCUCCAGCCCGCGGCUGGGAGGAAGAGACAAGAAGAAACCGAAAGGACAGAAGGAACAGCAAAUGAAGGCUAAGAAGCUGAUUAAGGCCACUGCCAAUAGUGAGUUCCAGGACAGUUCAGAAAGUGAGCCUGAGCUUUUUAUUAGCGGUGAUGAGCUCCUCAAUCAGUGCCAGAGCAGUAAGAAGGGCUGGAAGAGUAAAAGGAACAUGAGAGCUGCCAGUGAGCUGGAUGAGAUCAAGUGUCGAAAAGCCAAUGAGAAGGAAGACAGAGGACUGGGCAGCCAGGGGUUUGUGUAUGUGAUGGCCAACAAGCAGCCUCUGUGGAAUGAAGCCACACAAGUCUACCAGCUGGAUUUUGGAGGCCGGGUCACCCAGGAGUCAGCCAAAAACUUUCAAAUUGAACUGGAGGGCCGGCAGGUCAUGCAGUUUGGCAGGAUUGACGGUAACGCCUACAUCCUGGACUUUCAGUACCCCUUCUCUGCGGUCCAGGCAUUCGCAGUGGCUUUAGCCAAUGUUACUCAACGUCUCAAAUGAAAUGUCCCCACCCAACUCACCCUGAGUCAUACCUUGAUUUUAAAUGCAACCUGCUGAAGGAGCACAGUUGUUUGGUUUGGAGAUUUAUAAACUCUUACUUCGGAUUUUCGGAGAAAAAGACUGAAAUCAACUGUGGCCAAUAGAUGGAAAUGCAAUCACACUGCACUACAUAAUGCUGCCACUAGACAUGGUGCAAUAAGCAUUGACUGCGUUUGUUUUGAACGCCAUUAGAUCUGCUCUGUUUUGCGUUCGGUGGCACCCUCUAAGCACGUAGGGCCAAAGAGCUGAGCUUGGGUUAUCAUCAUGCAAAAAAAUGCUGCUUUGGGUAGAAGACUUUCUUUUCAUAGAGACAGAUUGUCAAGGUGCAGUUAAAAACGCAGCAGUAAAACUUGAAAACUACACUCUGGAGGUUAAAUUACUUUUUCCAGAGGGCACAGGUACUACUGGGCACUGAAAUCCAUUGCUGUACAAAACUUUAGUGAAACAGUUACUACUUUAUUAAACUGCUUUUGCUUAUAGUUUAUUAAAUGAGGUUACAUAGUGGAGGUUUUUGUUCUAUACCAUUCCUGUUGUUUCUAUCUCAGUCUGUUUUGGCUGGAAUUUAGGCUGAUAUAUGCAUCAUUUAGGAGCACUACUAAAGUUAUGACUUUUCACUGUUUCUGGGAGGAAAACAAACAUUGGUCUUUAUCAAAUCUGCGUUUGAAGGAUGAAAAAAAGUCACCCUGCGACACUUAAUAAUUUAUAUGUACAUGUUUCUCUUUCCAGAUAAUGAUUUUUUAAGAAAAUAUUGUUACUGUUGAAGAUAUACGACCCUCAUACUUUUUCAUCCCAAUUUUUCUUACUGGCUUUAUUUGGGGAGGCGGAAUUUAAAUAUUGCUGUACACUCAGAGUAUUCAGGUGGGAGCGGUUUACAGAAUAGCUUUGGCUGACAUAUCCUAUACUUCGAUAUCUACAUAUGGUGACACUGGCAAAAACGUCGCCACGGCCUCGACUGAACAACUUAACCUCUGGCAUGAAGUGAUAAUGUCACCUGAUGUCACUUCUGUGAAGUGAGUACGUAUUUGGGGACAGUCCUUGCUCUUUAGGACCACACUAAAACAUCUAAGCAUGGUACAGGAAAUAUUUUUGUAUAUUUCACCUAUGCCAUUUCAUACUCUUCUCAGAAGGCAUGUAAAUAUGUUGGAGGUGUAAAUGUCGUGAAGAGACUUGACUCUGACAAGUUUACACCUCGGCUCCACUGUGUUUAAUUUUAGGUGUGGAGCAAAGCUGUAACACCGUAAAAUAACUGUAAAGCUAAAUCAUCAUAGUCUAAUAAGACUACAUCAAAGAAUGAAGCUUAGAAAAUGUAUCCACCUCUUAAGCUGACUGCAAACUGAGAGACGGGUAAAGCUGUUUAAACAUUAGCAAGGAUCACGGGCAGAGAUAAAGUUCAAAGGACAUAUAUGCAUUAACUUCUGUUUAAGUACAACGUCGGCUAAAAUCACCACAAACGUUUAGGCUUAAUAAAACAGGGAAGAUGCCGUGGGGCUAAACUCAAAUUUGUGCCAAAAUAUUUACUCAAUUUUACAAUAGAUGCAGUCCAAAGGGGACCAAUUCUGUUUUGAUCGUUGAAUUGGUGAUAUUACAUUUAUUAGUGUGAUCUUUCCUGAUCUCAAAAAAGAUGCAUGUUGGUCGUUGAUUGUAGAAAUGGGGACUGAAUGAAGAUAUUUGAAAUCCUAUGAAAAGAAUAAAAAAACUAAGCAUGUCAUGACAAAACCUUUUUUUGUGUUAGCUGUGCAAUAUUUUGUAGGAGAAGAUUAUGUUUCUGUUGCCUUCAACCACGUUUUGAUACCGUUCCUUUAGUUCAGUAUCUGAGAUUGUUGGUCUGUGCAUUUUAUUUAUGAGAUUAUUUUCUGAACGGAUGAAAAAAUAUCUAUACAUACUGUAUAUUGUGGAGUUCUCCAAACAUUUUUUUUGUGCGUUGAUAAGUUUGAAACAAGUGUAGCCCAAGUUGUGGGGUUGGGGACAAGAACAGGCACCCUAAUUUUAAGUUCGCUCCAGAUGAAAAAAGACGUGAAUGAGUAGGUGCUCGGCUUAAUGUAGUUGGUAGACUAGUUUAAGUGUCAAGUCGAGGUGUGUUUGUGUUCAGCCGUGCAGUCUACCAAUCCCAUCAGUGUUAAAUCUAUUAUAUUUAAAUGUGUCAUGGCUUGUACACAUUCAAACACACAUUCUUCACUGAGUUGAUGUUCAGCAUUACGUAUGAACUUGGUUAAUGAUUCACUUUAAACCAAUGAUGAACUGUUGUAGAUAUUUUAGGAUUGGACUUUUCUUUAGAAAAGAUCUGUGCUUUUUAUUUGCAGGUGUAGACUUACCUGACAAAAACACUUGAAAGAGUCUGAUGACUAUGGUGACUGAACGUUCAAAGUGGAUGGAUAGUAAGGCAUGCCAUGUAAAUUAUUUUAUAAUUGUAUAUGUCACUCAUCUUUUUAAUAAAAAUGUCAUUGUUUGAGAAA